AUGGACAAAGACAAUUUCUCGUUCAAAUUCUUGGCAAUUUUCUUCAUCAUCUGCCUAAUUAUCUGGAUUCUGGCGAUAAUUAAAGUCAUAAUUAUCCACUUAGACGAACAGAGAAGACCCGCGAAAAUUUGGAAAAUCCGAAGAGAUUUAUUGAUUGGUUACGGUGGGAUUAUGGUAGCUGGCAUCGUUCCUCAAUUAUGGAUUGUUUUUAAUCAAGGAGAUGCUGCGAUAAUUAUCUGCGUUGUUUGCAAUUUCGUACCGCUUAUCUUUCAAAAAUUAUUCAUCAAAAAAUAUUAUGAAAUUCAAAAAAAGAAGUUUCUGAUCCGCCUACUCAUCCUAAUCAUCGAUUUGCUAUUGAUAAUCACCUUAAUUAGUGUGUCCAAUCAAUUAAGAUAUUCUGAAAAUCGAUUAACAAUAAUUUAUAUAAUAAUUAUCUGGUAUACGGUAAUUUUUCUUUGGACAUUUUUGGAGUUUUUUGGAGUCUUGGUCAAUGGGAUAAAGCUGAGCAAUCAGGAGGAAGAAUAUGAAAAUGUGGAGGUGGAAGAAGGACCAAUUAACGAGGAACAAGGUACGGUAUCCCCUGAAGGGAUUCCAGAAGAUGAAAGUUUGGAAGUUAAUGAGACCCUUCCCACUUGCAAUAUUUGUAUGUUAAACUACAGUAAUCCAACAGUAAUCCCACUUAUUUUAAUCGGAUGUGGACAUACAGUAUGCCAGAAAUGUGUCCGUAAAAUUCCACGUCAUCAAGACAACACAAUUUCGUGCCCGUUUUGUCGGCAACCCACUAACUAUGAUGACCAAGAAAAUCAGCUUCCCAAGAAUUAUGCAAUUUUGGAGAUGAUUGAGAGGAAUUAG
Molecule: messenger RNA, 852 nt
Organism: Caenorhabditis briggsae
Lineage: Eukaryota; Metazoa; Nematoda; Chromadorea; Rhabditida; Rhabditidae
Exons: 5
Coding region: 1-852 (283 amino acids)
Source: RefSeq, a predicted model, not a curated record